GCAAAACAGAUUUGCUCUCCAUGUCACAUGAUCUCUAAAACAUGCGUUACUUCCAGGAUGUCGUGGAGAACAAACUGGACACCAAAGAGUGGCCGCACCAGUCCGAGUGUCCUGCUGCCUGGAAUGGCUCCGGGGCUGUGAGCGCACGGCAGAAGCACAGAGGCAGCACUCAGGAUGACCGCCGGACUGGCUCACGUCUCAUCAUCUUUGUUAUAGGAGGGAUCAGCUUCUCUGAGAUGCGCUGCGCCUACGAGGUCACCAGGGCAAUGAAAUCCUGCGAGGUCAUCAUUGGGUCUUCCCACAUUUUGACCCCCACCGUUCUCCUGGAUGACAUCAAGGCCCUGAGCAAAGGACCCAUGGAAAGCUUCACACUAGAGGUCGAGACCAAAGCUUGAGAAGUUCGGCCUCCACCCCGCUUGUUUCUCUACAUCCCUUAUCACUCAGCACAGCACACUUAUCUUAACUUCCUCAGUGGAAUUGUGAAGGGAAUUUCCUUACAGUCAUUUAAAUAGCUUUUCAAUCCAAGCCCAUGUUUAUAGUGCAAGGUAUGAGAUGCAGAUUUUCCACAUGAAGACCUAAGAACAUGGUGCAAUUAUGAUAUUGUGAUUUGAACAUUUGGAUUGUAUUUAAAUACUAACUGAUCUCAUCCUACUAUAACCCGUCUGUUUGUUUGUCUUAAAAAAAUAUGAUAAUGUUACAAGUUGAAAGGCUUCUAAGAGAAACCUUGAGAAACAGAAAAGUGGUGCAAAGUCGCACAUCACUGAUGUAUAUAUGUAUGUAAGCACUGAGCCCCUGCUAUGCCAUUUUGACUUUUUCACCUCUGUUCAUAAACACUUUAAUGACUUUUGAAGACUAUU
Molecule: messenger RNA, 857 nt
Organism: Neolamprologus brichardi
Lineage: Eukaryota; Metazoa; Chordata; Actinopteri; Cichliformes; Cichlidae
Source: RefSeq, a predicted model, not a curated record